Messenger RNA from Trypanosoma conorhini, 744 nucleotides. Its product is annotated as tyrosyl or methionyl-tRNA synthetase. Lineage: Eukaryota; Euglenozoa; Kinetoplastea; Trypanosomatida; Trypanosomatidae. The record is from RefSeq and is a predicted model, not a curated record. Gene Ontology annotation, molecular function: tRNA binding. The transcript has a single exon. Bases 1 to 744 code for a protein of 247 amino acids.
AUGUCUUCUUCACAUCUGGAAGGUCCACUUUUGCGCCGCUCUAUCCCCUUUGUGGAGCGCUGGAUCGCCGAGCUUGCCGCCGCGAGAGCACCGCCGGUAGCCGCCAAGACGGAGGUGGCGCGGGAGCAGGCGCCGCGAGGCGUGGACGCGAAGGGAAAAAAGAAGGGCGGAAAUGCUGCUGGUGCCCCCGCGACUGCUGCUGCUGCUGCCGCUGCCUCUGGGGAGGAGGCCUCUGGCAGCAGCAUGUCCAAGUGUCGCUUUGUCGUCGGCAAGGUGGUUGACGUGCGCCCGCACCCGGAGAGCGAGAAGUUGUAUAUUGAAGAGAUUGACCUCGGCGAGGCGGCAGGGGGACGCCGCACCAUCCUUAGCGGCCUCCAGGGGCACGUGAGUCAGGCGGAGUUUGUCAACCGCCUGGUGCUUGUCAUUGCCAACCUAGAGCCGCGCAAGAUUGGCGGCAUCGUUUCAGAAGGCAUGGUCCUCUGUGCCUCGCAAACCGACGGGGACACGCGCGAUGUAAAGUUGCUGGACGUCCCCGCAGACACACCCAUCGGCGAACGUGUCGUGUUUGAAGGCCACGACGGCCCUUUUGAGCCGGUGCUGAAGAAGAAGUUGGCAAAACACUUUGAAAAGGUGGCGGCCGACCUAAAGACGAAUGAAAAGGGUGAGGUGGUGUGGGGAAGCGUGCCGUUUCGCACGAGCCGUGGUGUCAUUACUGCGCCCAUCCGUAAUGGCGUCGUCUCGUGA